Mastomys coucha (southern multimammate mouse) is the source of this 2168-nucleotide messenger RNA. It is a transcript of the gene Znf821, whose product is annotated as zinc finger protein 821. The record is from RefSeq and is a predicted model, not a curated record. NCBI's taxonomy places the organism in Eukaryota, Metazoa, Chordata, Mammalia, Rodentia, Muridae. Bases 1070 to 1858 code for a protein of 262 amino acids. The transcript is spliced from 8 exons.
CUCGCGGGCCGGCGUCUGACAGGCUGGGGUGGAGCUGGGGGAGGGGAGGAUGGGCGUGGGAGAGCGGACGGGGCGGGGGGCCCCGGCCGUCCUGGCGCGGGCGGCCGGAGGAGCUACUAAAUUUAGAUUUCGGAGAAGGCUGAGUGGUCUGAGGGUUGGUCGAAACUGCGUAGGGAUACCUCUGGCUCCAGUCUAAUUACCUGGGAUUUACCUGUACCCCUGUUCGGAAAAGCCAGGGACACCCUCUCAACUGAUGGCACACCCGAGCUCCAGCGCCCACUCGAGAGGACCCGGGGACAGUGAAACGGCUAUAUGAUCAUCUUUCUUUUCUCCCUUUUGGCAGAUUCACAUCACUCGGAUUCGGGCGAGUUUACUUUGCUCCGAGGGAACCUCACCAGAGCUGGAGGUCUGGAAAGAACUGUGUUUGGUAUGCAGAUAUGAUAGAAGACUGCCUGAAAGCUGCUUCCUUUGCCACUUCCUGUGGAGGCCUGUCUUUGCCAUUUGCGGUUUCUUUCUUUUGGUCAGCACCUUACAAGGACAUAGUGACCUGUCCAGGGGUGAAACUGGGAAAGAACCGAGCUUGUAUAUCAGAGAAACAUGUCCCGUAGGAAACAGACAAAUCCAAAUAAAGUUCACUGGGAUCAAGUAUUUGCUGGGCUAGAAGAACAAGCCCGACAGGCAAUGAUGAAAACCGACUUUCCUGGAGACCUUGGCAGUCAGCGACAAGCUAUGCAACAACUAAGAGAUCAGGACUCCAGUAGCAGUGAGUUCUGCACCUUCUGGUGACAGUGAAGGUGACGAAGAGGAGACCACACAAGAUGAAGUAUCUUCCCACACAUCAGAGGAAGAUGGUGGGGUAGUCAAAGUGGAAAAAGAAUUAGAAAAUGCAGAAGCACCUGUUGGUAGUGGGGACGCACUAGUAGAGCAUGAGGUCACAGAAAACCUAAAUUCUGACCCCUUACUUGAACUCUGCCAGUGUCCCCUCUGCCAGAUAGACUGUGGGAGUCGGGAGCAGCUGAUUGCACAUGUGUACCAGCAUACUGCAGCAGUGGUGAGUGCCAAGAGUUACAUGUGCCCUGUCUGUGGACGGGCCCUUAGCUCCCCAGGGUCUUUGGGUCGCCACCUCCUAAUCCAUUCAGAAGAUCAGCGGUCUAACUGUGCUGUGUGUGGAGCCCGUUUUACUAGCCAUGCCACUUUUAACAGUGAGAAACUUCCUGAAGUACUUAAUAUGGAAUCCGUACCCCAAGUCCAUAGUGAGGGUCCCUCCAGUGCUGAAGGAAAGGACAUUGCCUGUAGUCCUCCAGUAUACCCUGCUGGAAUUCUGCUUGUUUGCAACAACUGUGCUGCUUACCGCAAGCUACUGGAAACACAGACUCCCAGUGUACGCAAGUGGGCCCUUCGUCGACAGAAUGAACCUUUGGAAGUAAGGCUGCAACGACUUGAACGAGAACGCACAGCCAAGAAGAGUCGGAGAGACAAUGAGACCCCAGAGGAGCGGGAGGUAAGACGCAUGAGGGAUCGUGAAGCUAAGCGCCUGCAGCGCAUGCAAGAGACAGAUGAGCAGCGAGCUCGAAGGCUGCAGCGAGACCGUGAGGCCAUGAGGCUGAAGCGGGCUAAUGAAACCCCAGAGAAGCGGCAGGCCCGACUUAUUCGAGAGCGAGAGGCUAAGAGGCUCAAAAGGAGACUGGAGAAAAUGGACAUGAUGUUGCGAGCUCAGUUUGGUCAGGACCCUUCUGCCAUGGCAGCCUUAGCAGCUGAAAUGAACUUCUUCCAGUUGCCUGUGAAUGGGGUAGAGUUGGACAGCCAGCUUCUAGGGAAAAUGGCCUUCGAAGAACAGAACAACAGCUCUCUGCACUGAACCACACCCUCUUGCCUGACCUCCCAUCCACUCCAGCCCACGGGGAUUGGUACUGCAGUCACUCAGGAGGCCACAGUCCUUGCUGCCACAGGCAGGUCCCAGUUGGUUGCAGGGAAACCUGUGUACCCUCUGCAUUUGGGAACAGGAUGGGGUCAGGAGGGACCUGGCUCAAUGCAGCUCUGGACAAGGAGCAGGCACUCCAGAAACCUGGACUCUUCAGCCCACAGUGGCAGGCCAGGAUUAUGGGACUGAGGACCCAGUAUGGUCAUGAAGCUGUGAGGGCAAAUAAAUUAAUUUUAUCUUUCCUGGA